CCGUUGGGCCGCGCCGCGCCGCCAUGUCGGGCCCCGGGCCGCGGGAGCCGCCGCCGGAGGCCGGCGCGGCGGGCGGCGAGGCGGGCGCCGAGGGCGCGGGCGGCGGGGACGCGGCGCCGGGCGAGCCGGGGCUGAGCUUCACGACCACCGACCUGAGCCUGGUGGAGAUGACGGAGGUGGAGUACACGCAGCUGCAGCACAUCCUCUACUCGCACAUGGAGGCGGCGGCCGACGGCGAGCUCGAGACGCGCCUCAACUCGGCGCUGCUGGCGGCGGCGGGCCCGGGCGCGGGCGGCUUCGCGGCGGGCGGGCCGGGGGGCGCGGCGCCCGUGUACCCCGUGCUGUGCCCGCCCGCGCUGGCGGCCGACGCGCCCUGCCUGGGCCACAUCGACUUCCAGGAGCUGCGCAUGAUGCUGCUGAGCGAGGCGGGCGCGGCCGAGAAGACGCCGGGCGGCGGGGACGGGGCGCGGGCCCGGGCCGACGGCGCCGCCAAGGAGGGCGCGGGCGCGGCGGGACCCGAGGCGGCGCCCGAGGCCCGGGCCAAGCCGGCCGUGCGCGUCCGCCUGGAGGACCGCUUCAACAGCAUCCCCGCCGAGCCGCCGCCCGCGCCGCGCGGCCCCGAGCCCCCCGAGCCGGGCGUGGCGCUCAGCAAUUUGGUGACUCUCAUUCGCCAUCCGUCUGAAUUAGUGAAUGUUCCUCUUCAUCAGCAACAAAACAAAUGUACGACGCUAGUGAAAAAUAAAGCUGCUGCUUCAGCUCCUGCUUUGCAGUUCACCUACCCGCUGUUUACGGCAAAUGCUUGCUCCGCUAGUGGAAAUUCUGGUCUUUCACAGACACAGAGUUCUAGUAACUCAUGUUCUAUACUUGAAGCUGCCAAGCACCAGGAUAUUGGAUUGCCUAGAGCAUUUUCUUUCUGUUAUCAGCAAGAAAUUGAAUCCACUAAACAGACGUUAGGUAGUAGAAACAAAGCUUUGCCUGAGCAAGUUUGGAUUAAAGUGGGAGAAGCGCUAUGCAAACAAGCACUAAAUAAGAGGAAUCGGAGUAGAAUGCGUCAGUUGGACACAAAUGUAGAACGAAGAGCCCUCGGAGAGAUUCAGAAUGUGGGCGAAGGUGCCGCAGCCACCCAGGGCGCUUGGCCGUCCUCGGAGUCCUCACAGCCCAGCCUGGGGGAGCAGGCCCAGAGUGGGCCCCAGGGAGGAAGGUCUCAGCGUAGGGAGAGGCAUAACCGAAUGGAAAGAGACAGAAGGCGCAGAAUCCGCAUUUGCUGUGACGAGUUGAAUCUCUUAGUCCCGUUCUGCAAUGCCGAGACUGAUAAGGCCACAACUCUGCAGUGGACCACAGCAUUCCUGAAAUAUAUCCAGGAAAGACAUGGAGAUUCUCUUAAAAAGGAAUUUGAGAGUGUAUUUUGCGGUAAAACUGGCCGAAGGCUAAAGCUGACGAGACCGGACUCCUUGGUGACCUGCCCUGCACAGGGCGGUCUGCAGAGUAGCCCCCCGAUGGAGAUCAAGUGAUCGGACUGAAGGAAUCCUUUGGGAGUGAACAGCCGUUCCUCUGUGACCCACGCACGUCCUCCACAGCCCUGGAAUUCUGCUCCGAUAGUCUGACUCGAAAGGGACGUGACGCAAGCUGACAGGACUCCGGUAGGGACUUUGAGAGCACAUUUCUAAAAAUAUUUAUCUAGAACCAAAUACUUACCCAUUAAUGUCCUCUUCGACCACUUGAGGAGGACGCCAUCUUGACAAUUAGUAAGUAUUUUUUUCAAUUACCCGAUUCCAUCAUGUUUUCUUAACAUGAUACUUUCUGUAGUCUGAAAAGGUACAUUGCUUUUUACUUAUCUUAUUUACAUUUUAAAUACGCCCCUUUAGCAAUUGGAACAAGUUACAUUGUUAACUAAAAACAGUUUGGAAAUUUUAUUCAUUUGUUGUAUCACACCCCCUCGUAAUGAUUUUGAGUCACGUGGUGCUGUAUUGCAACAGGCAGGACCAUUUUAAACCUUUUUGCUAAACAUUUUCCAGAUACUUGCUUUAAAGCUACUUUUGCCCACAAAUGAAAUAUCAUCUCGGUAGACUGCCUAAACGCCCACUCAUUACUUUAGGAGAAAUACACUGGUAUUUUGAGUUGUUUUUAAAUGAGUGGCUUUAUUUAUGACAACAGAUAAUACCAAUAGACGCUAGUGCACCACAGAGUCACCUGCGAUCGGUCCGGGUGACUGGAGACGUGAGUUUGCACACAAACAUCAGACUAGAUCUUUGUAUGGGAGAGAAUUUACUGUACAUUAAAUUCUUUAUUUUUUGUUACUCUGUGGCCAGUCAAUCUGAAGAUUGAAUGUAUCGUUUUAUUGGGAUGAGAUCAUAGUCUUUACACAAUGCUAUGUAAACAAGUUACUGAAGAUGUUUCAGCUCACGGAAUUGUACAAAACAUUCUAUAGAUACAGCCUGCCUUCUUGCAAACGCUGGGCUUACAGAUGGAUUAGCUGAGGCACGCCCUGGGGCGGCAGCCCGCUCUCCCGGACGUGGCCAGCCUGCCACGCUGCCCGCUCCUUCGUGGCCACUCUGCUUUGUCAGGUGUCCUUGUCACUUGCUGGCUUCCUUCCGAUGGAUUUUAUGAGCUUCUAGAGCCAGAUUUUUCCCCGACCCCUCCCAUCACGGCUCCUUGGCAGGCUGAGGUGUCACAGAUCCCCGGAGUCCCCUGGGCCCCGACGGCGCCUGGAAGCCCCGGAUCCCCGGGAGGCCCAGGCUCACCGGGAGCACCGUCCUGGCCGUCCUUGCUGCUGCCGGGCACGCCUUGGGGUCCUUGGGACAGAGCAGAGGGUGAGUUCAGCUGCAGCUCGACUGAAAGCAGUGGGGACUGGCGUCCAGCUGCAGGCAAGCCCCGCUCUUCCACCAGCUCAGUCUUGGCUUGAGGGGAGGUCACGGGUCGGGGGGCGGCGCUGGCUGGCAUGAGUGCACCAAAAAGGCCAGGUGUGGCCAGCCCCGGGCAGGGUGCGGAGGCGUCCUGAGGGACACCCGACUCUGACUUGCAUGUGUUUUGUGGGGCUGUGUGAGUGAGCAGUAGAUCUGGAGAGGGCAGGGCCCCUGGGUGGGAGGCUGUGGGCUGGCUUUGGUCAACGAUGACGGUGGAAUUGGGGGUGUGAGGGAAGGGUGAGCAGCCGCCUGAGUGGGGUAACAGGGUCAUUCACUGAGAAGAGGUGACAAAGUCUAGAAUGGUGUGGUUGGGGUACAGCCGGGAGGCUGCUGCCCAGCAGGGAGAGCAACACAGACCCUGUUCAGAGCCACACAGGUAGAGAGAUGCAGCUGGGGGCCUGGGACACCUGCACAUUUGGACACCAGGUAGAGGCAGAGCUAGGUCAGCAAUAGAGAGCCCAGGAGCAUGGGGCACCCAGAGAGUGGUGUGAGUGCGGGAAGAGAGGGCUCCUGGGCACCUGGGGAGGGUGUGAGUGAGGA
Messenger RNA from Saimiri boliviensis boliviensis (Bolivian squirrel monkey), 3443 nucleotides. RefSeq names its product transcription factor like 5 (gene TCFL5). Gene Ontology annotation, molecular function: protein dimerization activity; DNA-binding transcription factor activity, RNA polymerase II-specific; RNA polymerase II cis-regulatory region sequence-specific DNA binding. Gene Ontology annotation, cellular component: nucleus. NCBI's taxonomy places the organism in Eukaryota, Metazoa, Chordata, Mammalia, Primates, Cebidae. Gene Ontology annotation, biological process: regulation of DNA-templated transcription; spermatogenesis. The record is from RefSeq and is a predicted model, not a curated record.